UUGUGGUUAGGAUGCGGUGAAACCAAAACACUGCGGAAUAAAAGUGAAAACGUUCACAGAAAAUACUUUAUUUUCAAUUAAAAAAUAAGAAAAAAUGUCUGAUGAGGAAGUCAUAAGACGACGAUUGCUGAUAGAUGGGGAUGGAACCGGGGAUGAUCGCAGGAUAAAUAUCCUUCUAAAGUCCUUCAUAAAAUGGGUGAACAACCCAGAAGCGGACAAUACCCUCUACGAGAGAAUAAUCUCGCAAUUGGCACAAUGUGAGUUUGCCCAGAAGAAGACGAGACUAGUCUCUGCAAUGAGCCAGGAGGAGCUGAAGAAUUACGAGACCUUGUCGAAAGACAUCGAGGUGGAGAUUGAAGAGGCGAAGAAGGCUAUUGAUGCGACCAAAGUGGAACUGCAGGAGGCCAAACAGAUUAGAAAAAAUAGGAUUGAGUAUGAUGUGUUGGCUAAGGUUAUUAACGAACAGCCAGACAGGCAAGAGACUAAUAAGAAGCUGGAGACGCUGAAGGAAGAGCUUGGGAACUUGAAGGAAAAAUCCGAGCGUUUAGAACACAAAUUAGAAAUGAGAAGAAAACAAUUCCACGUAUUAAUAUCAUCAAUCCAUUCCCUUCAAAGUAUGUUGGACGAAUCUGACGAGGAAAUAAUGGACGUUAGUCUCGAGAAUUACGAGGAUUCAGAGCACUACGUAACAACAUAAUCCAAUAAAGAGACAAUAAAUAACAGAGAACUCACUUCGUUCGUAUCUAGACGUUUGGUGAAUUCAAGAAAAGUAUGGGAUCCACAGCUGAUGGUCGUGACGAUGGGAUGGAAGAGAGGGCCAUCGGAAUGUCCCUGUGAAAAUCAACUACAUCUACAAUAUUUGAUAAUUAAAAACACGAUCAAACAGGAUAGCUGAGGAGUUUUGUAACUUAAAUUAUUUCUAAUACAAAAAAUACACUUGAAUGAUA
Molecule: messenger RNA, 947 nt
Organism: Diachasma alloeum
Lineage: Eukaryota; Metazoa; Arthropoda; Insecta; Hymenoptera; Braconidae
Gene: thoc7
Product: THO complex subunit 7 homolog
Exons: 4
Coding region: 95-697 (200 amino acids)
Biological process (GO): mRNA processing; mRNA export from nucleus
Cellular component (GO): THO complex part of transcription export complex
Source: RefSeq, a predicted model, not a curated record